Molecule: messenger RNA, 1427 nt
Organism: Polychytrium aggregatum
Lineage: Eukaryota; Fungi; Chytridiomycota; Chytridiomycetes; Polychytriales
Exons: 1
Coding region: 399-1013 (204 amino acids)
Source: RefSeq, a predicted model, not a curated record
UGGUGCCGGGCUUGGUGCCGGGCUCGGGGCCUCCCAUCCACCCUCCGUCGGGGUCGUCUCGGCCGAUCCUCUCCAGGACUUUGCCGUCAGCUCUGCCCUGCGGGACAGUCACUUUGCCGCCAUUGCUACCAGCCGGCAGACACCUUCCCAGCAGUUCAUGGACUGGCACUAGACGUAUACGCUGCGGCGGCUUGUCCUUCCGAGGAGCCGUGCGUGCCUUCAAACGCACCCGGUCGCCGCCGUGCAUGAUCUCUGCCCUUCGUCCUCAAGGCGCAUUAGAGCUGCAAGUCAAAUCAACACACGACUCUUUCCGGCCAGCAACAACGGCAGUAGCAGCAGCACCGACAGGACCCAUCGCCACCAUCGCCACCCCACAUUGAUCGGGCUCGACACCAUGGAUGUCGCAGCAGCAACCUCACCAUAUUUAUCAUCUGCCUAUCACUUCCCCCCCCCAUACACAAGGCCAUUCUCAUUCUCUAUCCUCCAUUGAGCUUCUCCCAGCCGGGACUAGUCGACUUAUCGUCCAAGCGUGCUUGGUGCUCUACGCCUCUCGCGCGCGCUGCCCUGCACGUCCUCUUUCGUCCAGGAGGACAGAGGUUGCACUCUUCUUCUCCAAGGCCCUGCUUUUCUGGUGGCUUUGGGGAAUCCCUUCAUUUCAUCUGUAUUUUUUUUUAUUAUUUCCCCUGUUUAUGCAAUUUUUCACUCCACCCUUGCUCUCUCUCUAUCUAUCUAUCUAUCUCUCUCGCAUCCACUUGCAUUGCCCGUCUUUACCUCUCUGGUCCUCUCAAUUCCAUUUCAUUCACUCCAGCCCACUCUGCUCGUACCUUUUUCUUUCUUUCUUUCAUUCUUUCGUUCUUUCUCCCAGUCAUAUAUAUAUUUGCACAACUGCGUUGGGCCUGUGGUGUCACGACUUUGGCCCUGUCGUUUUCCGUCUCGAGCGUUUCCAUUCCACGGACAUCCGAACCACUUUGUAUUUAUCUCGUUUGCCCCGGGUGUCGUUGCUGUUUCUAUAGGCUUGAUUUGGCUCUCUCCUCUCUCCCCUCCAGUGUCUGUCUUGAGUCGCUGUUGUGCCAACGCUCUUCCUUGUCCUCUUCGCUCAAACUUCCUUGUUGCUGUGAUCGAUUGAUUGACUUGAUAGACUUUAUUGAUUUGAUUUGAUAUGAUUCAUUGGUUAUGACAGAUCCGAUCAAUCGAUCAUUGGGUAUCUCUAUCCGCGAGCGCUACGGGGUUGUUUUGUUUACUGCCGAUUCAAUAGAAAGCAGGACACCCUGGUUUUUGGUCGUUGAUCGAAUGUUUUGUUUCCCGAAUACCAUCGCGCGCUGGCCAUGUCCAUCCGCCAGUGUGUCGGAGGUGAUGUUGAAUCGCAUGUGCCUCCAUUGUUGGUCUGGGUUCGUUGGGCGAAUACAUACGCACAUUCUGGCUUUGUA